This is a messenger RNA of Trypanosoma rangeli, 1974 nucleotides long. RefSeq lists its product as uncharacterized. Bases 1 to 1974 code for a protein of 657 amino acids. The record is from RefSeq and is a predicted model, not a curated record. Lineage: Eukaryota; Euglenozoa; Kinetoplastea; Trypanosomatida; Trypanosomatidae. The transcript has a single exon.
AUGUCGGAUCAUGUCGUUUAUGGGAAGCCGUUGAUGGUGACUGAGGAAAAGCUGCGUGAGGCUCGUGUGAAGCAAAUGAAGCAAAAGGCCUUAAGAGAUGCCCUAGACGGACAAGUAGCACAAGGUAAACGACAUAUGCUCAAUAAUGACGUUUUUGACACGAGGAAUAAUGCGGUGAAAAGAGAUGCAGUGCAGAAACAAUAUAUGUUUAGUUGUGAAGACGGUUGUGGUAAAUUUAUCCAGGUGAGUGAUAGCUGCGAGCUGCGUGAGCAUCCAGCCCAAACAGUACUCAGUACAUCUACGGCUGGCAAUGCACAUAAUAAUAACGCUGCAAUGUGGAACGUAGUGCCUGGUCAUAGCAAACCAUUGGAUUUUAUUUCCGACAAUCAGCCAUUGUAUCAGUCAAAUUCCUUGCCGCCAAACUUCUCAAUGAACACUUCAGAAGCAAACCCCUUAGCACCAAAACGAACCGAAUAUAAUAGUAACUCUCUUCCUCUGGACUUUGUGUGCAGUAGUAAAAAACAAAACGGUGGUUUUAACAAAGUAUCACCGAGAGCACGUGAGUCACUUCCGAGAGGGGUGUCCCCUAAACAUAGUCCGAGAUCUGUGAAGAUGGUAAAGGAACAGAACUAUACAACGAAUUAUCUUCCAUGCAACUUUAGUUCAGAGGACGUGAAGAAGCUGUUACAUGAGUUAAAGACCUCGACGCAUACAUCGCCGCCGCCGCCGCAGUCACCCGUUGCGAGUCCAGGAAUUAGAAGACGACAUGCUAAUGUGGCUCCUCCUUUGCACUCUCGACCAAAUCCACAUCAGAAGCAGCAUGUUGGCUACCUUCCCCCGUUAGAUGUUGCAGACGGAUUGGUCGGCAGGCGAACAUCUGGUGAACCUCCGCCACCACUUGAAUUGUUCGGUUCACCUCCACGUGAAGUUUUAGGCGCUCAAGCCCAGAACGGGAAGAGUUUAGGACACCCGAGGUUGAAGCAGUUAUCAGCACCGCGAGGACCUUCGAAUGAUGCGCGUGGACGACCCUCAGCGGGUAUAGUGGAACCUCGCAAUGGUCACAAACGAGCAAUCGAGAAUACGGUGGAACAGCUACAAAAAAAGCUGGAGUCCCGCGACUUUCAAAUGGCAAUAAUGCGAGAGAAGGAAAAGAAUUGGGAGGAACAGGUAAAACAACUAAAAAUGGAAUUAAAGAGUGCCAAGAAAAAGCAACGAGAUUUGAAUAAACUUGUGAAGGAAGGGCCAAUAAGGGCAGAGACGGCGCCCGAUCAGCCUUUCAUUCGCACGCCUAAGCAGGGUUUUCAUGGAGCACCUUUAAGGAAGGGCCUUGGAGCUCCAUCAGCCCCUGGGCUGGGGGGAAAAGAAAAAUUCGUCAAGGGUUGUAUUUUCACCAAAGAAAUGUUUUGUCCUAUAAGUGUACCGUCAGAUAAUGUUUCAACAUCAUUUGUUCCUCAGCAACAAAAUCGUGUGCCAUUUAUGCAGGACUCCUUUAAAUGUGCCUCUGCCUUGACGCGAAAAACGGCCUUUGGAUUAGCCGAAGAAAACGCCAACCGUCCUGUACCCAUAGAAUAUGAGCACCUUCUGCAAUUUGUGAAGGAGCAUAUAAUCACGCAGCAACAGGCGGAUGAGUUGUGGCGGCUAUUUAGUAAUGAGAAUUCACCACUUACACUCAUUCGCCAACAGGCUUCAAAUGUCAAUCUUCCGGGUGAGGUGGAGACCACCAGUAUGGACAGCAAUUUUGUUUUGGAGAAUGAAAUGGAAGAAUUCAGCUAUGAUGAUGAUGACACGGAACAGAAGAAAAUUGAGGUGGAGGAAGAAGACGGCACAGAAGCACAUGAUGAUGUAGGAGAGGAAGUAGUUUACAGCAAUGGCUAUGAUAAUGAGGAAAUUGAAACCGAAUAUGAUACCUUCGAGACGUUUGCAGAACUUCACCAGGAAGAGUAUCUAUCUGAGGAGGAGAUGGAUGAUGAAUAA